AUGUUCAUCCAUCUCCUCAUCUUCUGCUCCAUUUUUCGAUUCAAAUCACUGCUCCAUCUCUCAUCUUCUUCCUCGUCCCUUCAUUCAUCAUCAAUCACGGCGGCUAAUUUUUCGUCCUCCUCCCAGAGCUCGUCCGAUUUUACCCCCGCGCAUCCGUUUACAGUGGCCGGAGGAUCAUCUGCGCAUCGAUGCCCCGGGUUCGAUCUGUUGGUAAACGCGAUUCACCAGGUGGAGGAGGCUGCAGCAGGAUCUGGAGUUUGGCAUCCUGGCCUUCCUUGCUUGUUUCACCUUCACAGACUCUGUAUGGUAGCUUGA
Striga asiatica is the source of this 315-nucleotide messenger RNA. The record is from the annotation of a GenBank genome assembly. NCBI's taxonomy places the organism in Eukaryota, Viridiplantae, Streptophyta, Magnoliopsida, Lamiales, Orobanchaceae.